UUUAGGACAACAACUUGGCUUCUGAGAAUUUGUGAAGGGAUUUUUUUUUAAUUUUCUGCCAUUUGUUAGACAAUAUUAAUGGAUGGAUAAUGACAAUAAGUGUAAUCACCCUACAUUAUGUAUCACCUGAGGGUGCCUGUGCUUCUCCUCAUGCUGCUUGUGCUGCUGCGCUGCGUCACCGCUGCCCCAAGCUACAGGUACUUCAGUCCAAGCUCAUCUGGCGAGCUGGAAAGUGCUCUCCCAGACGGUGACGGCUGGUUAGCUCCUGGGCUAAUCUCCAACCCGUUCCUCAGCCUCAUGGGUACACGGCCGGAGAGGGGGCUCACAGCUAUGAACAGUCACCACGUUGAGAAGAGGAAAUGCAACACAGCCACCUGCGUCACCCAGAGGCUAGCAGACUUCCUGGUGCGCUCCAGCAACACUAUCGGUACCGUGUACGCGCCGACCAACGUGGGAUCUUCCACCUACGGCAAGAGGGACCUACUGCAGCCUCGCAGCUACCUGCCUCUCUAGUACCGACUGAGGAACCUCCACCAGCACUCCCAGUGCUCCAAUGAUAUAACCAGACAUCUUAUGUAACAAUGAUUGUGACAAUGACGUUACUAACGAUGACAUCGAUAGUGAUGAUGAUGAUUAUGAAGAGUUUUCUUGUUUAUUUUAUAAGCUUUUAAAAAAACAGUGCCUUUAAUUUAAACCAUCAAAGUCCAUAUAUGUUUCUUUUUUCUUUUUUUUGCAUUUGCAUUUGUGUGUUGUGACUCUGUUAAUGCUGUUCCACAAUGGCAUGAUGUGAAUAUAACAAUACAUCAGAGUAAAUAAUAAAAAAAAAGAAGAAAAAAAAAACAGAUGUAA
Messenger RNA from Epinephelus lanceolatus (giant grouper), 849 nucleotides. NCBI's taxonomy places the organism in Eukaryota, Metazoa, Chordata, Actinopteri, Perciformes, Serranidae. The record is from RefSeq and is a predicted model, not a curated record.